Messenger RNA from Acanthopagrus latus (yellowfin seabream), 3943 nucleotides. RefSeq names its product endophilin-B1-like. The transcript is spliced from 10 exons. The record is from RefSeq and is a predicted model, not a curated record. The coding region runs from base 777 to 2210 and encodes 477 amino acids. Gene Ontology annotation, cellular component: cytoplasm. Lineage: Eukaryota; Metazoa; Chordata; Actinopteri; Spariformes; Sparidae. Gene Ontology annotation, molecular function: protein binding.
GUCCAGUCAUGGCUACCGACACACAAAAAGUAGCUGUGUUCUUUAUCAUGGCUUUCCUCAUUCUUGUGAAUGCCUGGUUGCUUUUGCAGGUUGCUUUUGGAUAGAAGCCUCUCAAACCAGAGCUGGAUCACUCGCCUCUUUUUUUUUCUUUUUUCUUUUUGAGCAUGCUGGAGCUUUUCUCUGGGAUAACAACAGACUGUGCAGUGACCUGUGAGCUGUAGGAUGCUGUGGCUUUGACUGACAAAGAAGCCUUUUUUUAUCAGAACAGCUGUCAACAGGGACAGCUACUGAAUGUUAGCUGCGUUUUUCUUGCUUCUGAUUAUCUUGUUAUUUUUAUGUUUAGUCAUUGUGUACUGCAGGGCGUGCUUUUAUUUUGAAGGCCUCUACCGGAAGUGUGGGAUGCUCUGCUUUAUUUAUCAUCGAGAUAUAUAAUUUUUCUCGUGUUUUUGUCAGUGUUUUAAUGCAGUUUAGGACAGCCAUCACAGUCCAUAGGUUGAGGGGUAUUUUGCCGUGUGACACGCCGGUGUGUGGAGCCUCCAGCAUGGCCGGAGGAUAAACAGCAGGACACGCAGGUGCUUCCACUUGCGUCGCCGUCGUCUGUCGGCGUUAGCGGGGCUGUAAUCUGGCUGAAAGGUUCGUAGGGAGGGAGGCUGAGAGGCCAUGACGAGGUCGACUGGCUGUUGUCGUGGGUUAGCGGGCUUUUUAUAGCCGACGCCGAGCUCCGUCCUGCUGGACCACCGGGGAGGAGGACGCGGCGCGACCUUGCAGACGCAGACAUGGACCUGACGCGGCUGGCUGUGGAUGCGGGUCAGUUCAUCAACCGCGCUGUUCAGUACACCGGAGAGAGUCUUGGCCAGGCGGAUAAGACGGAGUUGGACCCCGGGCUGGAGGAGCUGCUGGCCCGGGCAGACGCCACCAAGACCUGGACGGACAAGAUAAUCUCCGGGACUGAGGUUUUACUGCAGCCCAACCCCGGAGCGCGGCUAGAGGACCGGCUGUAUGGGUCCCUGGACUGGGCCGUCCCACCCCGGCCUCGUGCAAAUGAGGCUCUGGGAGACCAGAUGAUCCAGGCUGGGAUGGAAUUUGGGACCAAUACACCUUAUGGAAUGGCUCUGCUCAGAUGUGGAGAGGCUCAGAAGCAGCUCGGCGAGGCAGAGAAGAAGUUCGUCCAAAGCACCAACAUCCACUUUCUCAACCCUCUGAGGAGGUUCUCUGAGGGGGAGUACAAAGCUAUACAGGAUGAGCGCAGGAUGUUGGUAAAUAAGCGUUUGGACUUAGACAUCGCUAUUGCCAGAGUGAGGAAAGCCCACGAAGCGGACCGAGAGGCCAGAAAUCUAAAUGCGAACCCGCUGGAUGACGACUACAUCGCUCACGUCUCGUACAUGUUCAGCUUCCUGCGUGUUAAAUGGCUAAAGAUAUGGGCUCAGGAAAUCUCUCAGGCUGAGAUGGAGCAGAGGAUCUGUCAGAGUCUGUUCGAUCGUCAGUCGCAAAUUACAAGACAAGUUGCGGAAGGAAUCAGCAACAUUCACAUCAACCACAUGCGGACGCUGACUGACUUUGUGGAGGCUCAGGCCUGUUAUUUCGAUCAGUGCCACCAACAUGCUAAGGACCUUCAGAAACAGCUGGCCAGCAUUCCGGCAGUCCUCUGCUCCAACAACUGGCAGUCGGCAGUUAAUGAGCCAUCAACAAGCGACCAUGUAGCCAACGAGCCCGUCGGGUUGAAUCAUGUCACCCCGCUUCCCGUAAUCGUCCACCAACUUCCAGAAUUCAACCAGGACUCGUGGACCGUAAAUCCAGCAGAUUCCUCUGUAAACACGCAGCCACCUAAUCAGACAAAUAACAAUAACAACACCCUCUUCACAAUCGGCCAGGCCACCACCAGCUGUUCAGCAGGCGACCAUCAUAUCUGUACAUCAAACUUGGACGGUAACCCAACUGAUCAGAUGUCAGCACUCAGCAGAUCCAACGGUGCAGAUGGUCUAACAACAACAACAACAACAGCCUCCCCACCUUCUGAGCCUCAGACAGCAGGUACAGCCGCUAGUGAGAUGGUAACAACGGCUGACAUGGAUCUGGAGAGCUCGACAACCAAUGGCACGGCUGAAGAAACCCAAACAACCAAUGGGAUGGCAAACGAGCUGCCCACCAUUAAUGCAGAAGAUGUUCAGGAGUCAUCGAAGGACAGUGAGGCGGGCUUCAGUAAAGACUAAUGUCAGGUGGUGGGAUGAUGUGACGUGGCACUCCCUAAAAACCUUGUAUUUCACCUGAGACAGUGCCUGAUCAGAGUGGGUGUGUUGUCACCUGUCAAAGGGAAGAUUUUGAAUUUGUUGUGAUCAAUCGCUGAUCGUGUUCCUUGUGAACCCAAAAGCUUUAAGAUUCAUUAUGAUUUGACUCGCAACCAUGAUCUCUCUCACUAGUUCUGUUGCUUAAAACUAACCAAACUGCAACUGAAAACUAAAGAUAAUAUUUUAAAUGCCUCAAAACAAUAAACUCAGCAAGGCUUAAAGUAAAAAUCCAAAUAGGACACAGACUCCAGCUGCAUGGAGAACAUAUGUGAGAUCCAUACGUCCAGCACUACUUGUCCACUAUUCUACCAUAUCAUAACUUCCUAAAGGCUUCCCAGCAGAUAACUUCUCACAUGACCACCCAACUUGUCUUACGAAGCAGCCCAUCACUUCCCAUGCAGACAGAUGAGAUGAGGUCAAAUAACCAGUUGAUUAAAAAAAAACACUGUGCCGUCGAGCACAGGCUGAGACGGUCACCACGCCCAUCCAGGCGAAAUACCAAGUUUUUAGUGAGAGCUGAUGAGACAUCGAGCCAAAAACACAUCAGCUGUGAUGGACUCUGAUUGGAGAAUAGACUGUAUUAGAAAAGGAGCAGAUAUACAAUCAUUAUCAACAUGUUGUGUGAUUAAGAAAACAUUAAUUAAUCCCAUAGGGAAGAUGAUGUGAAGUAGUUAUAAAAGUGCUUAUUUUUCUAAACGUGAAUUAGUGCCACAAUAACUUGUAGCCUUUAGCCAAAUUCAUAUAUUAUUCAUGUUGUGUGAAAAUGCUGACUGUUGAGUAUCAGUCCCCUCUCGUGGCGAUGGAUGUCUGCCGUUGUAAUCUCUCCUGGCCUCUGGCCGGAAGACGAGGCCUGACCGACUGUUAUAUAUUUGCAAUGUGCGAUCAUGACAAAGUUGUUUUUCAGUCCUUGAAACUAAAUCUUUAUUUUUACAUUUAGCUAAACGAGAGAACUAACGACAUUUUGUGCCAACUGUAUGUUUGUGUAUUUGUCUGUGUGAAAAACGUCCGUUCACAUGUGGGCGUCUGUGUGUUUGUGUUCAUGUCUGUCAGCGACCCAUGUGCACUCACCUGUGAUUACAGCGCCCCCCAAACCUGUGACACCUUUAAAGAGAGGUGUGUGUGUGUGUGUAUAUAUGUAUGUAGACUCUGCCACCUCAUGACACGUGCUUCUAUAAGCUGAGGUCAUUUUCCAUAGGAAACAUGUCAGUUAAAGUGUGUCGGGAAGUCCGAGCUGAACGGGACCUUUAUGCCAGGUUAUAAAAUAUGUCUCCUCAUACGUACUCGGGGUGUUCCCCCCCUAAACUCACAGUCAAAUCACAUAUUCACUUUUACCCUUUACCCCCUUAAAGCCCCCAAUAGGUGGAAUUGGUUGAAGUUUCCAAGUCCAGAUGUUGUUAAUUUUCUCCAUGAGGGCAGCCCUGCUCUACUCUGGUGUGGGUCUACUCUGGGGACCCCUGAUGGAAACACACAUAAAUGUAGUGCUGGUCCUGCUGAUGUAAUCGCCCACUAGCUCUAAGCUCUACGCUUUCUGUCCCAGCAUGUAAAGAUGUGUGUGUGUAUGGGUGGCUGCAGUAUUCAGUUGUAGCCGCUGCCAGCGUGAGGUCGGAGUUUUCACUUGAUUCAUGUAAAGAUGUGGAAAUAAAUAUGCAAACAGUGAU